Caenorhabditis elegans is the source of this 3137-nucleotide messenger RNA. It is a transcript of the gene catp-4, whose product is annotated as Sodium/potassium-transporting ATPase subunit alpha. Lineage: Eukaryota; Metazoa; Nematoda; Chromadorea; Rhabditida; Rhabditidae. The transcript is spliced from 8 exons. Gene Ontology annotation, biological process: potassium ion transport. Gene Ontology annotation, molecular function: ATP binding; nucleotide binding; ATP hydrolysis activity. The record is from RefSeq and is marked reviewed. The coding region runs from base 46 to 3093 and encodes 1015 amino acids. Gene Ontology annotation, cellular component: membrane; plasma membrane.
AAUAAUCAAUCAGUCAUUGCGAGUAUUCGAAAGAGUUCUUUCAUAAUGUUCGGAUGCUUCAAAAAGAAGAAAACGAACAAGUCGCUGGAGGAUCUUAAGAAAGAUGUGGUCAUCGACGAUCAUGAGAUACCGCUCGACGCCCUGUUCAAAAGAUACACCACAUCCGAAAAGAAUGGAAUAUCGGAAGCCGAAGCAACAAAUCGGUUGAACAGGGACGGUCCGAAUGCACUGACGCCACCCAAACAAACUUCCAAGUGGAUCAAGCUUGCUGGUUCGAUUUUCGGUGGAUUUAACUUUCUACUUUGGUGUGCCGCAAGUGCUUCUGCCGUUGGCUAUGGAAUGGAUUUGUCGAUGAGCGACGACGAGGAGGUUCCAAAGGAUAAUAUGUACAUGGCUAUAAUUCUGGCGACCGUAGUCACCGUCACCGGAUUGUUCGAUUUUUAUCAAAACCGAAAAAGUGGAAAUUUGAUGGACUCUUUUGCCAACAUGAUUCCCCCGAAGACCCUCGUUGUUCGAGAUGGAGCCACAAGAGAAAUCGAAGUCAAAGAUCUUGUAGUCGGUGAUCUUGUUCGGUUCAGAGGCGGAGAUCGUGUUCCCGCAGAUCUUCGUGUUACCCUAGCGCGAGGCCUGAAAGUUGACAACUCGAGUUUAACCGGAGAAUCGGAGCCCCAGACAAGAAACAUGAACUGCACAAGCAAAAACGCGCUGGAGACGAAGAAUCUGUGCAUGUUCAGUACGAGUGUUUUGGAAGGAUCUGGCGAGGGUAUCAUCAUUGGAACCGGGGACCGCACGUUUGUCGGACGAAUCGCUGCAUUGACUACUCAAGUGGACCCAGGACCCACUCCAUUGGCUAAGGAGAUCAAUCAUUUCAUCAAGAUCAUUUCAAUCGUCGCCUUUACCGUAGGAAUUGCGUUUUUCAUAUUGGCUCUUGUCUACGAGUAUCCACCUCUCAAAGCUAUUGUCUUCUUCAUGGGAAUUGUGGUGGCAAAUGUUCCAGAGGGAAUUGUUCCGACUGUAACGGUGAGCCUCACUCUUACUGCCGUCAAAAUGCGCAAAAAGUUUUGCCUUGUGAAGAAGCUUCAAGCCGUUGAAACACUUGGCUCGACGUCGACAAUUUGUUCGGAUAAAACGGGAACACUCACCCAGAACCGAAUGACUGUCACGCAUUUGUGGUUUGAUGGGAAGAUUAAGGAUACCGAGAUCCUACCGCCAAAUGACCAUUUUAAAGGCGAAAAGAAGUAUGAGAAGGAGGACUCGUACCAGAAGUUGCUUAGAUGUGCCACGUUGUGCAGUCGUUCUCAUUUUCGAGUACCUGAAUUCGAUGUACCUCUAGCAAAACGAGUAGUAAAUGGAGAUGCCUCCGAAGUAGCCAUCAUGAGAUACUGCGAGAUGAUUCGAGGGGAUGGUCAAGUAGAUGAGUUCCGAAAAAUCAUGCCAAAGAUUGGAGAGAUUCCGUUCAACUCUACCAACAAAUACCAAUUGUCUAUCCAUCCGAUGUCUAAAAAGCAAAACAUUCUUGUGAUGAAGGGUGCUCCGGAAAAGAUUCUCAAGCUGUGCUCUACGUAUUAUCAGAAUGGAGAGACAAAGAACGUAUCGAAGAAGUUUGAAAAGGAGUUCCAGCAGGCCUACGAGACACUUGGAUCAUACGGAGAACGAGUCUUAGGAUUCUGUGAUUUGGAGAUGAGUACGACGAAGUUCCCUCCCGGAUUUAAGUUCAACAUGGAAGAACCCAAUUUCCCAAUCAAAAAUCUCCGCUUCCUCGGCCUAAUUUCUAUGAUUGAUCCACCUCGCCCAGGUGUCCCUGAAGCAGUUCGAGUGUGUCAAAACGCUGGAAUUCGAGUUGUAAUGGUGACCGGAGAUCAUCCAAUCACAGCUAGAGCAAUUGCCAAUCAAGUGCACAUUAUUGAGGAAAACGUGCAGGUCACAGAAAUUGUGAACGCGGAUCCGAAAUGCGACCCAGCAAGUGAUGAGAUCUAUGGUAAAGGACGUCUGAAGCCAACAGGAGCAGUGGUUAUUCAUGGAGAGCAACUGACUACCAUGUCGCCAAAAACGUUGAAGGCAGUGGUCACCAAUUAUCACCAGAUCGUCUUCGCCCGAACCUCUCCCGCUCAAAAACUUCAAAUCGUCGAAGCCUUCCAAUCGGUCGGAAACAUUGUUGGAGUCACAGGAGACGGUGUGAAUGAUGCCCCGGCGCUCCGAAAGGCUGAUAUCGGAAUUGCGAUGGGAAUUACUGGAACCGACGUCUCAAAACAGGCGGCUGACAUGAUUUUGCUCAAUGAUAAUUUUGCGUCAAUUGUGACUGGUGUUGAGGAGGGACGUCUGAUCUUUGAUAAUCUGAAAAAAUCAAUCGCCUACACCUUGACCAGCAACAUUCCAGAAAUCACACCCUUCAUGUCGUAUGUCCUGUUCGGUCUUCCACUUCCAAUGUCCAUCAUCGCCAUUCUCAUGAUCGAUCUUGGCACUGAUCUCUGGCCAGCCAUCUCAUUUGCAUACGAGGUUCCAGAAAGCGACAUCAUGCAGAGAGCUCCGCGUAAUCCGCUCUACGACAAGCUCGUCAACAAACGACUCGUCAUGUUCUCCUACAUGCAAAUCGGAGCGAUUCAAGCGUGCGCCGGCUUCACCACCUACUUUGUGUUGAUGAUGUCGAACGGAUGGUUCCCGCAGGAUUUGUUGAAUAUUAGUGAGCAAUGGGAUAACAAGUAUAUCGAUGAUUUGGAGGACAGUUAUGGACAACAAUGGAGUUAUGAAAGCCGAAAAGCUCUGGAGUCUUGCUGUUAUGGUACUUUCUUCUUCACGAUUGUGGUCACCCAGUGGUCUGAUUUGUUUGCUUCGAAAACUAGAAAGAACUCUUUGGUUAUGCAAGGAAUGGAAAACCAUGUGCUCAAUACAUCAGUGAUCUUCACCUGCUUCUUGGCAAUAUUUGUUCUCAACACUCCGUUUGUGAAUGAAGUCUUGGGAGUUCAAGGAUUCCGAUUGGAAAUUGGAUUUCUCGCAUUGCCGUUCGCAUUCUUCAUUGGCUUGUAUGACGAGGUUAGAAGAUAUUUCAUUCGGACUUAUCCUGGUGGAUAUAUCUACAAAGAGACCUACUAUUGAUUAUUGUAUUUUUCUAUGUGAAUGAAAAGAGAUGUGAAAAUGCC